This is a messenger RNA of Anthostomella pinea, 837 nucleotides long. The record is from the annotation of a GenBank genome assembly. Lineage: Eukaryota; Fungi; Ascomycota; Sordariomycetes; Xylariales; Xylariaceae.
AUGAGUACUACUGCCGCCCUUCCUCAGCUCGUCGUCGUCGGAGACCAGUCCUCGGGCAAGAGUUCGGUGCUCGAGGGACUGACGGGCUUCGCCCUUUCCCGCGAUGCAAAGCUCUGCACACGCUAUGCCACCCAAAUCACCUGCCGCUGCGAGGACGAGGAGAGCAUCAUGGUGUCCAUCAUGCCGAACUUGGAUGCGCCGCCCCAGGAACAGCAACGCGUCAAGACUUUCCAGCGCACCUUGACUGAGAUGUGUCCCAAGAACCUUGUUAAACUGUUCAAGGAGGCAAAUGAGGCCAUGGGAAUCCAAACUGCCACGAACACUACUUUACCGAACGGCACCAGGCUCCCGGCAUUCAGCGAGCAUGAGGAGCACUUUACCGCGAUUGACGUUCCUGAUAUAUUUCGAAAGGAAACUGACAGCGUAACCACGGAAAGCGACAUCGAGCUUGUCAUGAACAUGGUUAACAAGUACAAGAUCUUGAAGCUGGCCAAGAAGGCUGAUCCCACCUUGAUAAGAACCAUGGCUGUCGCAAUCGACCAUGUCAUGGGCAAGAGAAGCGACCUCACCCUAGGCUACUACAUCGUCAAGAACCGAGGUCCGGAUGAUGCGAACAAAAGCCUUAAGCAGGGGCAGGCAGAUGAGCGAAUUUUCUUUGCCAAGGACCCUUGGUUCGUCGUGAACUCGACCAGAAAGGCCGGCAUGGACGCCUUGAAGCUGCGUGUCCGCGAGCUUCUCAUCGACCUCAUCAAGGAGUUCCCCAAGCUCAAAACCAAGAUCGUCGGAGAACGGACACAAGAUGAAACCGGCCCGAAGCAACCCACUGUUGGAAUCUAG